AUGCUUUCUCCUAGCUUUAUAGCAUUAGCACUUUACCUUAAGACAGCUGCGGCUCGGGUUUUAAGAACACCGAUUGAAGCAUCUCCGCUUGCAACAAAGGCACCCUCGCGUCGAGACGAAAGCGCAGCAAUUCCAACGUUCACAUUCGGCCCUGAGAGUGUGUACUUCCCAGCCGCGCCUUCAGGCACAGAGAUACAGGUGUAUCCUACCGGGGUUCAUGAUACGAUACCACCUGAUGGGAUCACUAUCGCCUUCGGCCCUGAGAUACGCCAAAAAGUUGAGGAUGUACGAGCGCAGAGUUGCAACGACGGACAAUCGGAGGGUUGUCGCAAGGCACUCAAUGAUGUACUGCAGAAGACCGAGGUAUCUACUCAUGUCAAGCGUUUCAUUCCACUUGCCGCUUGGGCUUUCGGGGUUGCCCUGGCAGUUAUCAUCACCGAGGCAGUUUACAUAUACAACCAUGGACUAGGGAAGGAGAUGAAAUUCCGCCCAGAAGACCUCCGCCAGAUCCACGCGAUGGCAGGCGCUCAAGAGAUUGCCAUCGUGACCGCCUCAGACGCGACCGCUGUACCAACUACUUUGACAUACCAACCACCUGCGACAAGUACAGCGACUAGCGUUAUCAGCAUCGAAACACUUACUGCAGCGAGUGACGGUCACGAACCAGGAGACAUUGUCUAUCAUAUUCCUGAAAGAAUGGCUGAGCGCAUCCAGGACUUCUUGGGCAUGACAGGUCUCCAGGAAACACAGCAGAUCUGUCAAGGACAAAACUUGAAGCGCGCUGACCCCACUGAGGAGUGUGUACGGAACAUCUUACGCCAUGCCGCGGAUCUUGCUGACACAGGUCCGGAAAACCUUAUGGCCUUGGCGCAGGCAAACAAUCCGGUUGAACCCGUCGCAGGUCAAUUCAUCGGUUUCCCAAUCCCCAGUUUCUCCAUAGGCGAAUCUGUGGCUUUCAUUCAACUCUAUCGUCAAGUUUUCAGUGCUACUGCACCAGUCCCUCAGGCGGAUCAAAACUGGGAUCCAUCUGUUCUUACCAAGAGUGCACUCGGUCUUACCAUAGCUGCACAUGCAGCCAUGUUUGCUGGUCAAACAUUAGCUGAACUAAUCGUUAGUAAGAACGAUAUAAUCAACGACCUCAAAGAGGAGGACUUAGCAUGUGCCAAGGAUCUCAUUUGCACACUGAAUAAUUGUCAAGGGCAGAAAGAGUUGACUCACCCAAUAACAGGGGUAGUGAGCGCAAAAGUACCUCUGACGCCGACAUGCCUCACACCCAAGAACCUCGGAUGUAGAUGCGGAAUCGUUAACUAUCCGUACGUCUACGAUGUGCCACAAGGAUAUAUGGAUGCGCAGUAUGAAUGGCUGGAAGAACUUAUGAAGUUAGCCGAUACUCCAAUACCAGAGCCAGACUGCAAAGACGACGUCCAACGGUUCAAAAACCCUAAGGCGGCUUUGGAAGGAUGGAUCGAGAAGGCGUGUGCGGAGCACAGCAACCAGCUCAGUGAGGGAUGGGUGUAUAAUUACUACGACACUCCUGGAUUCGUUGGUUCGAUCAGAUGGGGAAGGUAUCCAGGUGGACUUCCUGACUGCUCAUUCGAUUGCAAGACCGUGUUCACGACAUUUCUGGAUUCUGAAUGUGUGAAGGACGAAGGGUUCUCAAGCACUGGUGAGAUCAAAACUGAAUGUGGAACUGCAUUAUUAUAUGCGAGGUGGUCGGCAUGA
Molecule: messenger RNA, 1722 nt
Organism: Alternaria postmessia
Lineage: Eukaryota; Fungi; Ascomycota; Dothideomycetes; Pleosporales; Pleosporaceae
Exons: 6
Coding region: 1-1722 (573 amino acids)
Source: RefSeq, a predicted model, not a curated record